AUGGAGAUGGCAAAAUCAUUUAAAGCUGCAAUCAAUAGAACGUUCAGUGACAAAGGUGGAGUUUUUUGGGAGAAGGUGAACGACCAGCAACUGCGAUCCUUCCUAAUGGGUAUGAUGCGAGAGUUUGCUUCCAACGAUUCAAGCAAACAAGUUAUUGGGAGUUUGAUCAUUGGUCGCCAACCGAAUCCCCGAAGAGUGGACAAUUUUGGCGAAUUUGUUGAUGCAGAUGUUACCGAUGGUGAAUUCAAAGAUGACUAUGAUAACGCCGUUUAUAUAUUGAACGAGAAUGUUCAGGUAAUAUAUGUGGACGGCAAUUUCUUGCGAAUAUUCAAUUUUGAAAAAAGAGUAUAGUGUACUGUAUGUAUUGCAUACCUGCUGCAUAUUUCACUGUAUAAAAAAAAUUACGAAUAAUUUUUCAGCUCCAUGCACUGUUACUGAGAUACAUUACAAUGCAUGAGCAUCUACGUAAGAAGUUGUUGAAAAGUUUGCUUUAUAAAGACCACGUUUUUUGCUUACAGAUGAACAAGGAUGGGGUAAUUCCAAAGGACAAUUGGACGCACAGAUGGAUGGUGCCUUUUCUUAACGCUAUGUCGUCGGUGGACAGGACUAUUAUCCCAUUUCUUAAAGCUAACCCGGUUCCAAUAGAAAUUCCGUUACGUAUAUUCAAUUGGGAAUCAUUUAUUUCGCAUGCGAAGACCUUCUUCAAAACGAAUUUCAUGCAAUUUAUUAUGUUACUGUGCGGUGGUAUUGGUCUAUUCCAUUACCAAAAAAUCAUCAAGUUGGAAUGUAAGUGCCUUUUCAAAUGUUUAUCGUAAUUGUGGUCAACUGACAUUUGCAAAAUAAUGAUUACUUAAGAACACGCAAGUCUAGCCAAGCCCAAGCUGCAAUGGUUAAGACGUUCUGACUUCUGAGCUAACAACUGGAGUGUGGUCAACAUGAAAUUGGGAGUUUGUGGCUUUGUCAAACAAAACCAAGUUGUUCAAGUUGUCACGAACUUUUUCUUUAUGUCACAACUUUACUUUUAGGGUUAGGAUUUCAAUUUUCGAAAUAGUUUAGGGGGAGAAACGCAGAAUUUAAAAUUAAAUUGCCAACAUUCCAGAAUUUAAAAAGCCAACAUUCCAAUUUAUAUAUACAGCUAUUUCAAUUAAGGUUGUCCCCCGAGCAAAGCGGAAAAGUCGAAUACGAGCCCGAAAGGCUGCUGAGAAUCGCUAAUAAAUUCAUUCAUUUAUUAGCGAUUCCCUGCAGGCUUUCGCGCUUGUAUUCGACUUUUCCGCCGCUUUGCUCGGGGGACAACCUUAAUUGAAAUAGCUGUAUAUCUUCCAUAAGACCAUGCAUACAGUAGAAAUUAAAUUGAAAGUUGAAACUAAAUUGCUUACUUAGUGCGUCCUGAUUCUUGUAAAAUUUCCGGACAAUGGCAAUGAAUAUUGAAUAUUAUGCAUGCAAUGUUAAUAUAUGUAUUACUGUAUUCUUAGCUUUAGAAUCAUGCCCAGUACCUGUAGGCAUCGGUGCACCAUCCUGUGGAAAAUCGACAGCUAUGCGCCUUGUGAGAAAGUUGAUGGGUAUGCACAUUGUGUCCCAGUCAUCUGGUGAAUUUGUUGUUUCGAAUUUGACCGUUACAACUAUUCCUGUUUGCUGGGAUGACCCAACAUAUGCCACCUGUGUUCGCCAGCCAUUAAUGUCAGUUUUCAAUGGUCUCGGCAACCAAACACAAGCACGAGGAGAUGAGAAACCGAAAACGUCGUUUCUGUUAACAGUGAACUUUACAUUGGACGAUGACCUAAGGUAUUGAUAUGAUGCCUUAUUAAUUCCAUUCUUAGGCUUAGCUGUUCACUAUAAACUAGAUUUCAGACUCAGUGAACUGAUAAGAAUAAAAUGCGACAUAGUGUUGUUAUUUGACGCCAUGAAUCCUUUAUAACAAAGCAUUUGUGUUCAUAUGUAAUGAGAUACGAAAAUAAUAACUUCAUUUACAUUAAAGAGCUGUUUAAAAAUGUAGAGCAAGUGCUAAUCUUUACAAUUUCAGUUGUGGGAGAACAGUAUACAAAAAGAAAAUACACAGUAUUUUCCCUCACAAAUUAUAGUAAUUUUCUUCUUGCAUCUCAAAAUGCCUGUCGAAUUUGAUAUAUUUACUCUACGGACCAGAAAUUUUGCUUGUCUACAUAAUUUCCGAUUAGCCAUCAGGUUAUUAACCAUGAAAGCUUGGUAGCCAUGCAGUCAAUGAAUCAAUGUAAUUCAUUUUCUUUAUAGUCAAUUAUGUUUAUUCUUCUUUAAAUCUGAUAUAUAGAUCAUUCGAAAGGACGACGCCUAUCUACUUCCAGAAACUGGUGAUGGACGGCACGGAGGUUGCUUUAGAUUUCCUCACCGCUAAAACAGACAUCUUCGCCUUGGCAUCCACUCAUGCGCUACCAGAUAUAAUACGGAUGAGUCAGUGCAUUAAUUCUGCUAACCUCGCCAAACAUAUGGAUUAUUUUAGGAAUCAACUGACAGGGAUGUCUCCAAGGCUACCUGAAAUAUACUCACUUUAUCGGCUGUUCGCACACGAG
Messenger RNA from Paramuricea clavata, 2540 nucleotides. The record is from the annotation of a GenBank genome assembly. Lineage: Eukaryota; Metazoa; Cnidaria; Anthozoa; Malacalcyonacea; Plexauridae.